Molecule: messenger RNA, 2488 nt
Organism: Fomitopsis serialis
Lineage: Eukaryota; Fungi; Basidiomycota; Agaricomycetes; Polyporales; Fomitopsidaceae
Product: fungal-specific transcription factor domain-containing protein
Exons: 7
Coding region: 340-2340 (666 amino acids)
Biological process (GO): positive regulation of transcription by RNA polymerase II
Cellular component (GO): nucleus
Molecular function (GO): zinc ion binding; DNA-binding transcription factor activity, RNA polymerase II-specific; transcription cis-regulatory region binding
Source: RefSeq, a predicted model, not a curated record
CACCGCCUCCUCCUGUCUGCUGUCCCCGAGCCAUCUCCGUCAUAGAGUGCACACGCCCAUACUUAACGUCCUUCCUCCGCACAUCUCAGGUGAUCGACAUGGCAAGCAACUCUGGAACAUCCGGCUCUCCCGCCAGCAGCCCCAGCCACCUGCCUUCUCCAGAGGCCUUCUCGGAAACGCCCUCGAGCAACGCAUCGCCCGUCUCCGCGCCGCCCUCUCUCUACAUGGGCCGCGCAUCCCACGAACCAGACUCGCCCGAAGAACAGCGCAGCAUCAGCGACGCCGCGCGCCCCGCCGUCCUCCGCUCGCACUCCUCCGUCGGCAAGGGCGGGUGCUGGUAUGUGUCUCCAUCUGCUGCCCGCGGUACCGUGCCCGGAACUGAUCCAUGUCUCACGUCGAUCGCUCAGGACGUGCCGUCUCCGCAGAAAGAAAUGUGAUGAAGAGCAGGAGCACGACGGCGGGCCGUGCAAGACCUGUCGCCGCCUGGGCAUCGAGUGCUUGGGCUGGGGGGUGCGCCGUCCGGACUGGAUGCGUGACAAGGAGCGUGUCGCCGCGUACAAGGCCAGCAUCAAAGAGCAACUCACCCGUGCAGGGCUCAUCCGCGGCCAGCCCCGAGCCAACUUCAUGCAAGCCGCCUCGUCCAGCCCCGCCGUCGCAGGCCCCGGCCCCUCCUCCUCCCUGCGCCGACACUCGCCCCUCGGGGAGGCGCGCUUCCAACGACCGUACCCGUCAUCGCGCAGCCGUCAGCACUCAGGCAUGGCGGCCAUGUCAGGGUCUGCCAGCGCUCGCACGAGCCCCACCCACCUACACUAUAACAACGCGUCGCCCGGUGCCGCUGCGUUCGCCAUGGGCGACCACUUCACCCAGUGGACCCCUUCAUACCCGCACACGAUGUCCCCUACGAUACCCGUUCCCAGUAACGAAGAAUACACGCCCUUCUUCUCCCCCACAGACGCGUCCGUGUCCGUCCCCGUCGCGGCGCAGCCUACGCCGCUGCCACCCGCGGCGCAUGAGAUCUCGGACGAGACCUACGUCAUGUACUACUUCGAGAGCGUCCGGAAGGAGCAGUUCGUCUUCGCCGGAAACUCUCUCACGAACACCCUCUACUCGAUCGUCCACUCAGAUCCAAAAGGCCCGGUCGCGAACGCCAUCUGUGCAUUAUCGAGUCUACAUUACAUCCGCGCGCGCAUAGCGAAGGGCCUCGAGCCGCCGGACACGAACCCGGACGACUCUGUCGCGAAACAGUACUACGAGAGCGCGCGCUGGCAGCUCGGCAACGCGAGACACCUCCAGUACGCCGACACCGACGCGAUCGCUGCCAUCUUGCUCGUCCAGUACUCCCUCCUCACCGGCGGCCGCAGAAACUGGCAGGGAGAGCUAGAAGUCGCCUGCGACUGGCUGGCGGCCACGAGAAUCCACGAGGAGCAGAAUCCCAAGCUUACCUUGAUGAACAUGACGCCGGUUGGCAAGGCUGCCGCGAAGGGGACCAUGUGGAUCGACGUGCUGGGAAGUGUCACUCUCGGGACACCCCCGCGCUUCCUCGCGCUCUACCAACGGCUCUUCGGGUCCGGGGGCAGCGGCUUCUGGGCAAACUCGCCGCAGACCGACGUCCGCAUGGACCUGCUCACGGGGUGCCCGGACGAAGUGGCCCUCGCAAUCGGCGAGAUCUCUGCGCUCGCGAGCUGGAAGAACGCGGAGCUGCGGCGGGGCGGGCUGAGCGUACGCGAGCUCAUCCGCAAGGGCACGCAGAUCGAGACGAGCCUCCGCCAGCGCCCGAUGCUGCGCCAGCCGGGGGAGGGAAACCUAACGCCGCUCGAUGCGAGCCUCGCACAGGCGACAUUGGACCUCCACCUCCCGGUGCCGGGAGGCAUGCCGGCCCCGUUGUCGUCACCUUCUACGAGCAUGCAUGGUCAUACUACCGGGAUGCUCAAGGCGGAUGCGCUGCCGAUCGUCGGCGAGCUGUGGAGAGAAGGCGCGAUCCUGUACCUGAACACCGUGCUCAGCGAGAACCUUCCGAAUGUGCCCGAGAUCUGCGAUGCCGUCACCAACAUCAUCAGCUUGCUGCACCAGCUGCCCACUUCCGAGUACGACCGCUCGCUGAUGUUCCCACUGUUCUUCGCUGGCUGCAUGACCGACGACCAGAGCGUGCGCGCGAUGGUGAAGCGCCGACUAUACUCGAUAGAGGAUACCUUUGGCAACAUCUACGAGUUGGUUGCCCAGAUGGAGAACCUGUGGAACACCCGUGUGUUGCUGAUAGCAGAGCAUGGUCCCGCGGCCAUUGUCCCCUGGCGCGAGUGCCUCGCUCGCAUUUGGGAGAACCGUACCGUCCUGCUGAUAUGACCGCUAUGCCGCCCAUAAGUCACGUGACCUGUAGUACCGUAGUUAUGUUGCGUUGCUCCGCCAUUAUGUUUCGUGGAGUUUCGUUCCCUUCGUGUUGCUCUGCUUUACUGCCAUGUAUUAGAGUUAGAUGCAUGUGUUCCAUGUAAUG